GAUGAUUGACAGGAGUAUGGAGUACCUGGAAAUCAGACGCUUGCGGAGCGAAUCAGCCAGAGGGAUGUGGACUCUGAAGCGGCGUCGAAAAUAGUGAAACGUCCCCGGGAAAAUAGCCGAACUAGUCGCUCCGAUAGACUAAAACAUACCUAUACGUAUGAAAAGAAGACCUGGAGAGGAUUAAAUCGUAAAUUCCAUUAUUUUUGUUUCUCCGGAACGCUAACGUUACCCUAAAUAUCGGCCUUUCGCAGUGCCAAUGCUGUGGUCUCGUGAAAGGAGAGGAUGACUGUUUGAUUGUGUUACAUUGCUCACCGCAUCGCCUUCCUCUCUCUCUUUCUGAUUCGGACCUGCUAUGAUGGACUCGAAUGCAAUGAGGAAGACUUUCGUGGUCCCGGAUAUAAAGCCAUUGGAUCAGUAUGAUUUGUCCCGAGCCAAAAUCUGCGCCAGUGUUGGGUGGCUUCUGGCGAAAUCUUACGGCAAUGCAGAGAAUGUCCCGUUGGAGCUGCGAGACCCGUUCUACUGUGAUCAGUAUGAGCAAGAGCACCUGAAGCCUCCUGUCACGCGCCUCCUGCUGUCCCCUGAGCUCUACUGUCGCACUUAUGGCCUUGUGCUGGGUGGAAGCCCCGGGGCCGAGGGACCCCCCAAAGACAUCCCAGCACUCCUACAGGUCCUGGGCAGGAAGGGCUUGGCACCCAAAGACCAGAAUGCCCCUGUGACAGAGACCGAGCUCCGGCAGAAGCCCAUCAAAAUGAGUGCCCACUUGGAGUUGAUGGAUGCCUUGAUGGCAGUGGGUGCCAUGGAGACGGUGCGCACAGUCUUGGCGAGUGGCGGAUCGGAGCUAUUUGGUACAGAUGCAACCUGGGACAGAGCCCUGCUUUCCUGGGUGAAUACGCUGAAUCAAAAACUAAAAGAACAAACAGAUGGAACACAAAAUGACGCAUCUCAGCCUAGUACUCAACCAGAGCCUGUUCAACCUUCGAUCCGGUACAGGAAGGACAGGAUGCAGUCUAAGCUCAAACCCCAUUUUCCUGUGGUGAGUGGAGUGAAGGAUCUCUCAAACGGAUGUGCUAUUGCUGCAGUUAUUCACCAUUACUGUCCUGGUCUACUGAGAUUAGAAGAUGUAUGUAUGAAGGACUCCAUGUCUGUGGCUGACAGCCUGUACAACCUACAGCUGAUUCGGGAGUUCUGUGACAGCUGUUUAAAGAGCUGCUGCCCUCUACAGUUGGAAGAUAUGCUCUACAGCCCAGCAGAAUUAAAGAUAAACAUAGUGAGCUUUCUGGCAGAGCUCUUGUAUUGGUUUGAGGUCUCAAAGCCAGAGUUUGUUCAGCCCCUACAGGAAUCUGAGCUGACUGAAACAUCUGGAAGGACCAGCAAUGGCAAAAGCGCGUCAAGCAACAGUGGUUCUCCGUCUAUUUUCAAAAUGCCUUUCCUGCCCAUCUCUUCCCCUGUGACUGCAGCAACAGGAUCUCUGACUCAGUCUACCUCAAUGUCUCAUGUAGAGGCAGCAGGAAGAACUUGGACUAAGAAACCAAUUAGCCGUCCCCUGUCCUCUGCUGUGUCCUUUAGUAUUCCUUUUGGACUGGACAGUGAUGUGGACAUUGUGAUGGGGAACCCUGUUAUAACUCGGUCUGUCAGUUCGGACAAUCUUAACCCUGCUGGACAAUCCAUGACACAUGUCCCAUACACACCCCCAGAGGACCUCAGUCACUUGCUUAGUAAAGCUCCUGGGCCAAAUGGCCCUCAAAGAGCUUCUUGGGCCACUCGAACUCGUCCGAUGCUAGCUGAAGAGAACGGCAUUGAUGAUAGUGAAACAGGAGAGCUACCAACCAUUGAAGAGGCACUGCAGAUCAUCCACAACGAUGAGAAGAUAGAGCCUCGCCUUCACCCGGACGGGGCACCUGAUGGUUUCUACCUGCAUUCGCCAGGUGAUUCAGCAACUGCUAGACUUAAUGGCAGCCCAGUGACUCUCAGCUCUUCAGCCCCAUCCCGCUCAGGAAUGCUCUACCACCGAUCCUCAGGAGUCCCGCCAGAGCCAAGCCGCACCAGACACCCCUCAGGGGGAUCCAGAGAUGAUGACUCUGUAUUAAGAGAUGGUAGUGUGGAUUCGGAUGCCUCGGAAGAUAUUCCAAAAACUCAAUCCACCCCUGCCACACCUGCCUCGGGUCCUCGCAUAACACAACCGUGUGGUGAAGAGACACCGGAUAGUGGUGUUAGGAUGACCAAUUUUGCCAAACGGAAGAAGAAACUUGUUUCAGAACAGGAACAACCCAGUGAACCACCGGCCCCACAGAUGACUACAUGGGCCAAGAAAUCAGAGGAGAGUCCUAGUAAGAGUCCUGCUCUCAACAAUGAAAUGUCAGAGCUAGGGGCAAGGCUGGAGGAGAAGCGGAAGGCUAUUGAGGCUCAGAAGAAGCGUAUAGAGGCCAUCUUUGCCAAACACCGGCAACGGCUGGGAAAAACGGCCUUUCUGCAGUUAAAGAAGGAGCAAGAGGAUGGGGAUGGUGAGGAAGGACGUCAAGGGGAGGUUGGUACCUCUGUAGAAGAUGACAUCAGCCGUUUGGCGCUAGAGGAGAAACUGGCACGCUUGGAGAGCGAAGAGCAGCAAGAGGAGGAAUGCUUGAAAACGGGCCCCUCAGUAGAAGAAGAGGGAAAUAUCAAGCCCUCUGUCCAACAAGACAAUCUGGGAGAGAAAGAAAAAGCUGGAUUAGGAGUUCCUGGAGGAAAAGGCACGGCCCCUCUGGGAGAUUACAACAAUGCUGUCACUAAACUAAGUGCUGCUCUCAAUUCUCUCCAAAAUGAUAUGCAGCGCCUCUCGGAGCAGCAGAACCAGCUGAUGAAGAAGAAGGCAGCUCCUAACAAUCAGGCUUGGGUCAUCCCACCCAGCUCCAAACCCUCAACAACUGCACCUUCUCGUUUGUCAAGGGAGUCCACUCGUGACCUGCCCUCUGCCUCCUCUUCUCCUUCCCCAUCUCGCAAGAUUGCAAGUCACACCGCUCCCCCCAAAUCACCAUCAUCCCACCGUAGGGCACAGUCUGCACCUCCAAAAAGCCCCAAAUUGCAUCACCACCCUCGACCUGCAGAGCUCAAGACUCCUAUUUCCACAAGAGUUAUUACUCCCCCUCAAAGUGUUGACAGUCUCCCUCGUUUGCGAAGAGCAUCCCCAUGGCAGUGCAAGGAUCAGAACUCAUCCUCUUUCAGCAUAGGUACCUCCAGUCAGAGUGAGUCCCGCUCAGCUUCGUCCCUGGCUAGACCAGAGGACACCUUCUCAGACACCGGCUCCAGUGAGGACCAAACAAUCUUCAGUAUGGACCUGGAUAGCGGAUCCUCACAGAUUCUGCCCCGAAAGGAGCGCCAGGGUGGUGGCAGCAGCUCAGGAGCUCCUUCUGAGUGCUCCUUUGAGAGUGACGUUCCUGCAGCAGCUUUCAAUGGCAAACGCAACAGCCUUAUCGAGAUCUCACUGUCCUCUCUCAAAGCAUUGGAGGGUGAAGAAGCCGAUCAGGGCCAGGAUAUCUUCUCCGAUUCAAUGAGCGACCAAACGGAGCCAGAAACUAGGGGUGGAGUUGGAUUCUUCUUCAAGCAGGAUGAAGCUCGACCUGAGGAUGAGAUGGAGAGGAGAAGAGCUGCAUUACUUGAGAAACAACAGAAGAGAGCAGAGGAGAUGAAGAGACGAAGACAGGAACAAGAAAGAGAGAGGGAGGCAAGUAGGUCAUCUUCAGUGGAUGAGCCUCGCAGAGGAGAGGAGAGACCCCGAACUCCUGUUACCCCUCCACCUCCACGCACCCCUCCACCAGAGGGCACUCCUCAGCGACGUGGAGACUUCACCCGCCAGGAGUAUGAACGGCGACAUCAGCUAAAAAUAAUGGAGGAUCUAGAUAAAGUUCUCCGCCAGAAACCCACUACAGUAAGAGGCGUCAAGAAGCAGAGGCCCAAAACAGUGUUCAGAGACGACUCCGACCUCUCUCGCAGCCCUGCCAAAGGGUUUAUGGGUUCUAGACUAAAUAAAGUUUACUCCCAUUCAACCAUGAAUCUGUCCUCCAUGGCCAAUGACAGUGGAACGCUAACUGUCAGAAAAUCUCCCAGUCGUUCUCAUUCACCAUCUAGACCGCGAUCUCCAGGCCGUCUUGCUGCACAGAAUGGGGACUGGGAAAAUGGAUCUACUAUUUCAUCCCCAGCUUCUAUCCCAGAAUACACCGGACCGAAACUCUACAAGGAGCCAAGCUUCAAGUCCAAUAAGUUCAUUAUCCAUAAUGCCAUCUCUCGCUGUUGUUUGGCAGGCAAGGUCAACGAACCGCAAAAAAACAAGAUUGUAGAGGAAAUGGAGAAAAGCUCUGCGAACCAUUUCCUCAUACUGUUCCGGGAUGCCAGCUGUCAGUUCCGGGCAGUUUACACCAUGAACCCCGAGACGGAGGAGAUGGUUCGGCUCACAGGUAUUGGGCCGCGUGUUAUCAGUCUCGCUAUGGUGGAGUCGAUCUACAAGUACAGCUCUGACCGCAAGCAGUUCACUGCCAUCCCGUCCAAGACCAUGUCCAUGAGCGUGGAUGCCUUCACCAUUCCCAACCACCUAUGGGAGCGCAAGCGCCCAGGAACCCCAAAGAAGCUUGGGACCCCGAAAUAAAGGCUGCUGGAAAUGCCAACUAUGCCUGAGCUGGCCACGUCACCCUGGAUUUCUGUCCCCGCUCCGGCAGAGUACCAGGGUACAGUGGAGUGCAUGCCUGGAGAAGGAGUGGGAUAACUAAAAAGAGGCCCUAAUCCUAAGACCCGAAAAUCCUAAAAUAAAGUCCUCUCAGAAGUUUAUAGUGGUGGACUGUGCAAAACCCUUACAAAGAUCCAUUCAGAAAUCUCCAUUGCCAUUUUCUUAAGGUAUCUCAAGUGAACACAAGUCAUAUUUCAAUGGGCCUGAUUGGUUUUCUAAGACUGUACAAAAUGUAUCCUUGGCAUUUUAGAUGCGACUUUCCAGUCUAAGUAAAAUGAAUGUCCUCCAGAAAACGAUCCUCAGAAAUCUUCCAGCUCCUUCCCUCCUUUACUCACUGAACUGGAUCCAUUGACAUGUAAAGGAUGCCCCGGAUGAAAUUGGAUCUUCGCUCUUUGAUGAAUGUAGGGCACAAACCAACACAGGCCUUCUUAUCGUCUUGUUUAUCGUCAUCAGCUUCUCAGUCUUAAGGGACUGAAUGUAGAACUGUAUUACAAGGGGGCACAGCCACUCUCCUUUGCCAUGUCAUGUGAAAAAUCCCCUUGCUGCUGUCCAUUUCCAGUCUGUAUUGCUCUCUAAUCAAACCGCCAUGUCGUUUAUCCUUCCUAAAGUCAGUCAGAGACAUCUGGAUGCUUGCUUCGGACCUAAUCUAACUGGAUCACUCAAGGUUUUGGACCUCAGGAGAGCAUGUUAAAGACUCAGAUAUUUUUCCUUCCCGUUUGCUUUAAGAAUGAAUGAAAAAGCGAAAAGAUGCCAGAACAUGCUGUUGAUUUCCAUUAAUGAUACUCGAAAAAAUGAAGGAAGUCUUUUUACUCUGUUUAGCUGUAACUGGAAAAAUAAUGUAACGAGAAGAGAAAAAAAACAAGGCUGAUUUAAUAUACUGUAUAUCUGAAUGCUGUUUAUUGCCGAUUCUUUCAUUUUUGACAAUGAUUUGUAUAUUGUGGCGAUUUGUAAGCAAUGAAUAAGCUACCCUUGCUGCUUCACUACUAGAGCUGGAUGUGCUGGUGUGAAUGAGUGUGUGAGCGGGACCGGGAACAGAACGAGACGGAUGGUGAGAAACAAUAAAGGCAAAUCUGAUAUUAACUCUCACUUAUGUACCCAGAGCUGAAUGAACAAGUAGUCCUGUUUGGUGUAAUGCAUACUUACACCCCGACAUGCAGCAGCACAUAGUGAUAUACCAAUAGUAAACACCAACAGAAAGUGAUAUUAAACAAUUGCUAAAAGGAAGUGAUAAAAAGCAGAUGAGCAGCCCUGGUGUCUGCAGCCUUAAACAGUUAUUAUGUUGUUUAUACUACUACGAUCUAUGAAUUGUCUCCCAACUGUCUAACUUGGCCUUAUGCGUUUCUUGGAUGGCUUGAAGUGGUCUUUUUGUAUGAAAAAAAGGGCAUUAAGUCUGUUUCUCUUUUAUCAAAGCACUAAAACAACUGAUUCAGUCAGGCCACCCUUUCCUGUUUUCGAAGGAUCAGAUGAAGUACUUUACAGAUUUGCUGUAAAGAUGUACAUAUUUUUGUAAAGAGCCAAAAAAAAAAAAUCAUUUUUGAAGUGAUUGGAUAAUAUGUUUCUGUCAAAUGAAUGGGAGAUGUGUAUUUGUGUGUAGGUUGCAUGUGUUUGUCUGUUGGUGAAACAUGAAGGUGUAUUGUAACUGGAUUCUGUGCAAUUGUGUAGAAUGUUAGGUCACCUAAGGUAUAUGUAUUUAUUGGGUAAGGAUGAGCUAGAGUUUUCCGUAUAGUUCCAGAUUUUAUUAUUUAUGUUAUGGCAAAUGUGGUGAUUCACGCGUUCAUUUCAGAAAGCGCAUUAAUGUUUUCUGUUUUUCUUUUACCGUUUCCAUGUUCAUGUUGGUAGAUUUUGUUUUCUCCCAAAUACUUUGAUUAUGGAUUAAUCCCAUGUGACAGGAUUAGAAAAAUAAAAUCAUUUUUAAAUAA
Molecule: messenger RNA, 6612 nt
Organism: Carassius gibelio (silver crucian carp)
Lineage: Eukaryota; Metazoa; Chordata; Actinopteri; Cypriniformes; Cyprinidae
Product: calmodulin-regulated spectrin-associated protein 3
Exons: 17
Coding region: 353-4615 (1420 amino acids)
Biological process (GO): neuron projection development; negative regulation of microtubule depolymerization; cytoplasmic microtubule organization
Cellular component (GO): microtubule minus-end
Molecular function (GO): spectrin binding; microtubule minus-end binding; calmodulin binding
Source: RefSeq, a predicted model, not a curated record